Messenger RNA from Gloeophyllum trabeum ATCC 11539, 1577 nucleotides. RefSeq names its product galactose-1-phosphate uridylyltransferase. NCBI's taxonomy places the organism in Eukaryota, Fungi, Basidiomycota, Agaricomycetes, Gloeophyllales, Gloeophyllaceae. The transcript is spliced from 5 exons. The record is from RefSeq and is a predicted model, not a curated record. The coding region runs from base 31 to 1188 and encodes 385 amino acids. Gene Ontology annotation, molecular function: UDP-glucose:hexose-1-phosphate uridylyltransferase activity; zinc ion binding. Gene Ontology annotation, biological process: beta-D-galactose catabolic process via UDP-galactose, Leloir pathway. Gene Ontology annotation, cellular component: cytoplasm.
CGACGACCAUCCGAUACGCCUCCGGCGCCGAUGGAGUUCGAUCCUACCACCCAUCCUCACCGCCGCUACAACCCGCUGACGGGCGAGCACAUUCUUGUCUCUCCGCACCGAACAAAGCGUCCCUGGCUCGGCCAGGUAGAACCGCCGUCAUCGCCCAAUUUACCUCAAUACGACCCACAAUGCUACCUCUGCCCGGGUAACUCCCGCUCGGGCGGGCAGAAGAACCCGGUGUACGAGAGCACCUAUGUCUUUGAGAAUGACUUUGCGGCCAUACUCCCCCCACCCGCGCCUGCCGCACCCCCAGCCCCGCAUCCACUCUUGACGACCGAGCCGGUGCAGGGCGGCUGCGACGUCCUGAUUUUCCACCCGCGGCACGAUCUAACACUGGCGCGAUUGCAGCUGCCAGAGAUCGAGCGCGUCAUCGAAGAGUGGAUAAGGGUGUACAGGAAGCGCGGAGCGGAGGAACACGUCAAAUACGUCCAAAUCUUCGAGAACAAAGGCGCGAUGAUGGGCUGCUCGAACCCGCACCCGCACGGCCAAGUCUGGUCCCUCUCCGCGAUCCCGACGCUCCCCGCGACCGAGCUCGCGCACAUGCGCGCGUACGCGCAAACGACGCCCGCGACGUCGGGCGCGCCCCGCGGGCCGCGGGGCCGCCCGUGCCUGCUCAGCGAGUACGCGCACUACGAGCUCGGCGUGCCCGAGGCCGAGGGGCGCGUCGUGCUCCGGAACGAGCACUGGGUCGCGCUCGUGCCCUGGUGGGCGACGUGGCCGUUCGAGACUAUGCUCCUCCCGCACCACCGCCACGUCCCGAGCCUCGCGCACCUCACGCCGGCGGAGAAGGCGUCCUUCGCGGACGCGCUCGCGCGCCUGACGAAGCGGUACGACAACCUCUUCGCGUGCUCCUUCGCGUACUCGAUGGGCAUCCACCAGCGGCCCACGCCGCCCGCCGCGCCGCAGAGCGAGGCGGAGGCGCAGGACGACGAGGAGAACGUCGCGCAGCUGCAUCUGCAUUUCGACCCGCCCCUACUAAGGAGCGCGACGGUGAAGAAGUUCUUGGUCGGGUUCGAGCUUAUGGCGGAGGCGCAGCGCGAUCUCACGCCCGAGCAGGCGGCGGCGAGGCUAAGAGCGUGCUCCGAGGUGCAUUAUUUAGAUGCGUUGGGCAAAGAGGAAGGUCCAUGGGAGAUGUAGGCAUCUCAACCGAGAGGGGAUUGAAUUACAAGUCACUGAAUAUACAAAGUGUAGAGAUAUGUAGACCAAACGCGAGAUUUAUGCUGAUGCAAACAGUUGUGUGGAUGACGCGGUGGGAUCGAGGCGGGAAGAGGCAUCGACUCCGCUGGCUCUGUCACUCAGCGGCGGGAAAACAACGUUACUUGGCCUUCUCCUUCUCCUGCGCUUUCGCGUUCCUGACAACCUCGCGCGCCCUCACAUAAUUCCCCCAGAGCACCCUCCACUCCGCCUCCAACAUCGCCUCCGCCGGCUCCGCGACAUUCCCCACCCGAUCCGCGUGCACGCCCGCCCACCCCAGCGCGCGCUCGUAGCACUCCAGCGCCCUCUCCACAUCCCUAGCACUCUCCUCC